AUGGUGGAGACAUUGGAAGCAGCUGACCUCUGUGUCCCUCCUCAGAACACCUCCUGUAGGUCGUUGUCUGUAACUCCCCAGGCUAUGCUAAUCGAAACACUGCUGUACUUCAUCUCUCUGCUCACUGUGCUGCUCAACUUAUUGGUCAUCAUCUCCAUCUCCCACUUCAGACAACUCCACACUCCCACCAAUGUCAUCCUCCUCUCCCUGGCUGUGUCUGACUUGAUUGUGGGUCUUGUAGUGAUGCCAGCUGCAAUUAACAGAUGGCCAUCAUGUUGGUUUAUGGGUAAAAUCAUAUGUGGUAUUGGAUACCUGAUUGCCUUCAUCAUCACCUCUGCCUCUUUUGGGAACAUGGUUCUCAUAUCGGUGGACCGUUAUGUGGCUAUUUGUGACCCUCUGCGCUAUUCUCCCAUGGUAACACUAAGCAGAGUUAAAGUUGGUGUGUCUCUGUGUUGGUUCUGCUCUGUUGUUUACAACGUCAUAAUACUGAAAGAUUACUUUUCACAAACAGAUUUGUCUAAUUCCUGCUAUCAAGAGUGUGCUGUUAUCAUAAGCUAUAUUUCAGGGGCAGUAGACAUGGUUCUGACUUUUUUCUGCCCUGUUACUGUGAUCAUAGUUCUUUAUACAAGAGUUUUUGUGGUGGCUGUGUCACAGGCACGUGUCAUGCGGUCUCAAAUUUCAACUGUCAAAUCAAAUACUGUGACUGUUAAGAAAUCUGAGAUGAGGGCUGCUCGAACUCUUGGUAUUACCAUUGUUGUGUUUGUACUUUGUCUCUGUCCAUAUUACAUUCCCUCUAUAACAGGACAGGACACGAUAGUUGGUGGUUCAUCAGCUCAAAAUUGGUUGUAUUACUGUAACUCCACUUUUAAUCCUCUGAUCUAUGCUUUUUUCUACCCCUGGUUUAGAAAAGCAGUUAAAGUUAUUGUCAGCCUUCAGAUACUGCAGCCAGGUUCCUGUAAGGCCAAGAUCAUGUAGAGAUGAGAAAUAUAUUGUAUAUAUACACUGACUUAUUUUUAUAAAGGUGAAAACACAAAGCAUCCAAAGACCUAAUUGGCUCAAUACAAAUCAGGAAAUUAUAAUGUAUUUUUGUGUCAGUCUUAUAAUUCUAAUUUUUGGAAAUUAGUUUUUCUUUAUAUUUGAGGUAUUUUCUAUUAUUUUUAUUUAUUUUUUUUGCUUGAUGUAUACCCCUGUGAGUGCUCUUAACCUUUAUGUAUGGUAGACUCAUUGCUAUCCAUUUUGUAUCUGGAUUUUUUACUUAAAUUACGACUACAACAAAGACCCUGUGUUCAAUUUAAAUCAAGAACAAAACAUUUAGGUGCCACAUUUUCACACACAGGAAGAAUUGCAGGCAUGUUCUAUAACAACUUUAUUGUAAGCCAAACAAGGUCUGUUGGCCAUAGCUUUGAUUUCUCUUAAAAGGGAAUUCCAAAUCAAACAUCUCACUGAUCGCUUUAGUUCUCUGGAUAAAAAACAAACCACAUGGAAUUAAAAAUUUGGCAUGUAACAUGAUUGCAUUUAUAUAUUAUCAUUGUUAUUAUUAUUAUUCAUAUUAUAGACACUGGUGUACGCAAUGAUUUGGAGUAUUUGAUUAAUUAAUUAGUUUUAAAAAGGGAAAAAUUAGGCUUAAAUACUUUGAUCAUUGAUUAAUCGGUUAAGUAUUUUUUCAUGCAAGAAUGCCAAAAAUGUGAUACUUCUCAAAUGUUUUGUUUAUCUGAAAAUAAACAGAAUCUCAUUGGAAUUUGGACUAUCUUUCACUUGUGUUUAAAAGCCCAAAUCAUUAAUCGAGGAAAUAAUUCAUAUUGAGCUUGGAUCAACCCCAACGUGUGCCCACAAGUUCUGCACAAAUCUUGGGUCUCAUGUUUGAUGAUGACCAACGUGGCCUUAAUUUCCGGAGCGGCUUGAUUUUCUUUAUACAACAUCACAAAGAUUAGACCCUUUGUGAACAUGCAACACAACAAUUGGUACAUGCCCUCGUGAUAUCACGUAAUUGAGCGAAAAAUUUGAAGAUUCAUCUGUAAUGAAAAUGAUAAUUAGUUGCAGACCUGAGGGGUGUUCCAUCAACGUAGAUUAAGGAAAAGC
Messenger RNA from Centropristis striata (black sea bass), 2079 nucleotides. Its product is annotated as trace amine-associated receptor 13c-like. The record is from RefSeq and is a predicted model, not a curated record. Lineage: Eukaryota; Metazoa; Chordata; Actinopteri; Perciformes; Serranidae. Gene Ontology annotation, cellular component: membrane. The coding region runs from base 1 to 975 and encodes 324 amino acids. Gene Ontology annotation, molecular function: trace-amine receptor activity. The transcript has 2 exons. Gene Ontology annotation, biological process: G protein-coupled receptor signaling pathway.